CGAGGAACGGCGGAGCAGCGCGCGCGCUGUAAACACUGUAAACACUGUAAACACCGAACAUCUGCCGAACAUCUGCCGAACACCGGGCGAACACCGGGCUUUCGGUUUCGGUUUCGGAUGGAGGCGAGGAAGCGGCUGAGCUCCGCGGAGGAGGACGGGGGGGAGGAGGAGGAGAGCGACGCGGAGGCUGUCCGCGAGACCGACAGCGAGAGCUCGGUCUGCUCGUACGACUCCGAGGAGGAGGAGGCCUUCCUGGAGGGAGAAGACCUCCUGCUGGAUCGUGAUUACAGUGAUGAGGACAGUAAUGAGGAAUGGGAGCCGAGCAAGUCAUCAGAAAGAAAAAGAGCCAAACCUGCGUCAUCACCAUCAGCCAAGAAACGCAAGACCAUCCCUGUUCCACUGACACCACCAUCAACAUCAUCUGGCUCCCUGUCUGAGGGGCCAUGCUCCACCCCUAUGUCAAGUUCAGACAAAUGCAAAGGAUCAAUUUCAAAGAGAACAUCUAAGCCGAGGUCCAGUUCUGCAAUAAAAUGUCCUUUGCAAGCUGCUAGUGGUGGUGAUGAUGAAGAGGAUAUGUGGCAUGACAUCUCUGAAGAAGACAAACAGCCUGACCUUCCCAGUUUCCAGCCACAGCGUCCUCCUGGCCCACAACUCCUCUCAUGUACAUCGUAUACUCCUCUUGAGUUGUUUAAGUUGUUUAUGUCCAUGUCUGUGGUUGAAAAAAUGGUUGAGAAUACAAAUGCACAUGCUGAGAAAAGAGCACAGGCUGGAAAAAGAUACACCUGGUAUCCUCUUACAGUUGAGGAGUUCUACACCUACAUUGGCCUCAUCAUAUACAUGGGUUUUACGCCACUAAAACGAUUCAGUGACUACUGGAGUGAGAAAUCAAUUUACAGACUUCCCUUUCCCCGCUCCGUCAUGUCCAGGAACCGGUUUCUAGCAAUAACAUGGAACCUUCAUCUUUGCAAUCUGGAGAAGGAUGAGGAGAACAUGUGUAAAAAAGGAACCCCAGGGUAUGACCGGCUGUUCAAAAUAAAGCCUCUGUACAUGGACCUGCUGUCUGCAUGCCAGACCUAUUUUCAACCUAGCAGAGAGCUGUCUGUUGACGAAAGGAUGGUGGCAUCUAAGGCCCGUAUAGGGCUAAAGCAGUAUAUAAAGGACAAGCCUACAAAAUGGGGAUACAAACUCUUUGUGCUUGCUGAUUCAGCCACUGGGUACAUCUGGAACUUCUUUGUGUAUGAGGGAAAGAGCAAACUUAAGACAAAGAAUGGACUAGGCUACGACUCAGUUACUCAGCUUGUGAAUCACCCCUUGCUGGGCAAGGGUUAUAAACUGUACAUGGACAAUUUUUACACAAGCCCCAAGCUUUUAUCUGAUUUGUAUGCAGCAAAAACACUUGCAUGUGGCACCAUCCCAAUGAACAGACAGGGCUUUCCACGCACCAGAUGCCACGACAUGCCCAGGAAAGCAGCAAGGGGAACAAUCCGCUGGAUUAGGCGUGGUGAGCUUCUGUUUGUCAAGUGGAUGGACACCAGGGAGGUAGUUUUAUGCACCACUAUGCACAAAGCAUAUGACGGAGACAAUGUGAGCAGGAGAGUCAAAGACACUAAGGGCAUCUGGCAGGUGAGUCAAGUCCCUAUCCCGUGUGCAGUCCAGGACUACAACAAGAACAUGGGUAGUGUGGACCUCUCAGAUGCCCUGUUUGGCUACUGCAAUGUGCUACACAAAACCAAGAAGUGGUACAAGACCUUUUUCUACCAUUUCAUUGACAUUGCGGUUGUGAACAGCUUCAUAAUGCACAAAGAGUUGUCUAAAGCAAACAGCCGGGAAACAGUGACACUCAAACAGUUCAGAGAAACCCUUGCAACUGACUUAACCAAAACGCUCACCCGCUUGGCUCCACUUCAGCUGCCUUUAGCAGGUGAUGAAUGUUAUCCCGAUUUCUUCUCGGAAGACUCUAGAGUUGGGAGAAGGGCGUGUGAAUUAUGCAAACAAGACGGCAAAAAAGUGAAGACCUCUGCUUUCUGCAUGAAGUGUAGAGUGCCAUUGUGCUUGAUGCCUAAGCGCAACUGUUUCCUGCAGUGGCACCAGGAAGGGCUUCACUACAUAGGGUAAUGGGCCUUUAACCAGAGUUGAAUUGACUGACUUGCAACUCAACUUGGAUGCCUCCUUAACUGACUCACAAUGUAAGACCUAUAUCAUUUAAGCAAGCCACAUGGUUUGAUGGUCAUUUCCAGAGCUACAAUACCUACUUAUUUCUCAGCCACCUUGCAGUGUGCCUGGCAGGUCGCACAAAACAUCCCUUAUUCAUCAUAGCUUAUCAUCUACUUGUCUGACACAAACUUUCACUUCCUGGACAAGCAGAUAAGUGGUAAUGUGGUUUUGUAAAGUUUAUCUGAAGCCCUGUUAACCAGACAUGUUUCUUUAGGGCUUUACUCUUGUAAAAUGCAGUGCCUGCAGUUAAUUAUGACACUAAACUGAGUGACAACACAGACUCUCACUUUAGAGACAUGAGACUUGAGACUCAAGACCCAACUUGGAGUUGCAUCUCAGAGACCCAAUUUGCACUCACAUCCCAGAUAUACACUGAACUCAAAGUCUCACACCUGGGAAUCGAGACUCAGACUUGCUCAUCAGAGAGAGAGCCAACUCUGAAUUGCAUCCGAGAGACUCAAGGCCUGACUCGGACUCAUACCUCAGAGACUUGAGACUCGACUCAAACUUGUACCAUAGAGACUCAAGACCCAAUUCAGACUCACAACUUGUACCACGGAAAAUUGAGACUUGUAUCUCAGGGACUUGAGAUUCAAUUUGGACUCGUACCUUAGAGAUUUGACUUGGACUCACACCGCAGAGACCUGAGACCCAAUUUGCACCUUGGAGACUUGAAAUUCUAGUCCUACUGGCAGAACUAAGACUCGAGACUCGGCUCGAACUCAUGCUACAGAGACUUAAGAUUCUGCUUCAGCCUGCACCCCAGAGAUUUGAGAGUUGUCGUGGACUUAAACCUCAGGAUCUGACAUUAAUUGUAAUGCAGAGCUAAACAAUUUUUGUUUCACAUCCCAUUAAUUUUUGUGGGAAAACGCAGCUGUCUUAAAGGAGUAAAGCCAGGGGGUACGGGUUUGUAUGGUUGAGUGUAACUGGCUGGCCCCAAGUUACCAAUUGAUAAAGAUGUUUCUCCAUAGACUUUUAAAAUGACCUUCUUUUUUCUGACAAAAUGGGGUUCUAGUAGAUAGUGCAAAAAUGUAUAAAUGUUUGAAAAUGUCAGAUUUUACACGGUUAAUGGUAUUAAGUUCUAAAGUAGUUCCUAAAGAUAAGGUUAAUAAGUCUAACUGUAUAUCAUCAUCAUCAUCAUCGUUGACUGCUAGUCCAGAUAGAGUCGCGGUAGCAGUUGAGAGAGCAGAGAAUCCCAGAUGACCCUGUCCCCCACAACUUCCUCCAGCUCAUUCCCAGGGACCCCA
Pygocentrus nattereri (red-bellied piranha) is the source of this 3461-nucleotide messenger RNA. Its product is annotated as piggyBac transposable element-derived protein 4-like. The record is from RefSeq and is a predicted model, not a curated record. NCBI's taxonomy places the organism in Eukaryota, Metazoa, Chordata, Actinopteri, Characiformes, Serrasalmidae. The transcript has 2 exons. Bases 118 to 2115 code for a protein of 665 amino acids.